Oryza sativa Japonica Group (Japanese rice) is the source of this 1184-nucleotide messenger RNA. Its product is annotated as proteasome subunit alpha type-6. Gene Ontology annotation, biological process: proteasomal protein catabolic process; ubiquitin-dependent protein catabolic process. The record is from RefSeq and is a predicted model, not a curated record. Gene Ontology annotation, cellular component: proteasome core complex; proteasome core complex, alpha-subunit complex; nucleus. NCBI's taxonomy places the organism in Eukaryota, Viridiplantae, Streptophyta, Magnoliopsida, Poales, Poaceae.
GGAAGAAGCCGCGGGCCGUUUCCUCCUCCCCGAGACCAAGACACACCACCACGCCACCAUUCCCACGCCUCACGCGGCGGAGAGAGAGAGAGAGGGUGAAUUUGCUAGCGAGAUGCCGGAAGCCGAGGCCGCGGCGGUGGUCACCGGAGGCGGCAGCCGCGCCGCCGGCCCCGCCGACUACGAGCGCUUCAUCACCCUCUUCUCCCCGGAGGGCCGCCUCUGCCAACUCGACUACGCGUUCAACGCCGUGAAGCUGGCCGGGAUCACCUCCGUCGGCGUGCGCGGCGACGACUCCGUCUACGUCCUCACCCAUCGGAAGGAGGACAAGUUGCACGACCCGACGACCAUCACGAACCUGUUCGCGAUCACCGACCGGAUUGGGCUGCUCGCCACCGGGAUGCCAGGUGAUGGAAGGGCAAUAGCUCAGGAGGCAAGGAACGCAGCUGCCGAGUUUCGCUUCAAGUGGGGAUAUAAAAUGUCUCCUUGUAUGUUAGCUCAAUGGAUUGCAGACAGAGCACAGAUCCGCACCCAGCAUGCUCAGAUAAGACCUUAUGGAGUUGUUUCUAUGAUCUUUGGAAUUGAUGAAGAGAAAGGAACCCCCGAGCUCUUCACAUGUGAUCCAGCUGGACAAUUCUUUGCACACAAGGCCACAAGUGCUGGUCCGAAAGAGAAGGAAGUUAUGAACUUUCUUGAGGAAAGAAUGAAGAGCAAACCUUCUCUAUCAUCUGGCACAACAAAAGGGUUGGCAAAAUCUGCGUUGAAACAUGUCCUGGAGGGGGAUUUCUAUGCCCGAGAAUUUGAGCUUGGAUUUAUCAAGAAAGGGGAUCCAACUGUAACUCUGCACCCAGUGAAAUUCAAGCGCACGCGGAGGUGAAGGACGAGAGCAGAACAAAGUGCUCGAUAUAGGACGAUCACCAGUCUUUCAAAUCUUUUACAGCAUGGAAGUUAUGCAAAACCAUUACCGCUAACUGAUUACUGUACGCUAUAGCUAUAUGUAUGACUGCGCUCAAGCUGUGUCAAGUGUCAAUUAUGAGUUGCCCCCGGAUUUACGAUACCAACUGAUGAUCACACAUCAACACUUCAAACUGUAACUGUCUACGAAGGAACUGCAUCCUCCUGCUCCCGUGUAACCUUAGCCAGGGAUAAUUUUCCUAUGAAGUUGGUCGCAAGGCUGCCGAGGAAGA